UCUCCAAUGACAAUGCCUGCUGAUCUGUUCAGCGUAUAAAAGACUUUCCUGCCACUAUUUCUUUCUUUGGAAUAAUGUCGGCUGAAUAUGAUAACAGAGACAAUGGCCCAGAGGGCAUGGAGCCAGAUGGCAUCAUUGAGAGCAACUGGAACCAGAUCGUGGACAGUUUUGAUGAGAUGAACUUGCGUGAGACUCUGCUCAGGGGAAUUUAUGCCUAUGGUUUUGAGAAGCCUUCUGCUAUCCAGCAAAGAGCCAUUAUCCCUUGUAUCAAGGGCUACGAUGUGAUUGCUCAGGCCCAGUCUGGUACUGGGAAGACCGCCACCUUUGCCAUUUCCAUCCUGCAGCAGAUUGAUGUGGAGCUAAAAGGCACUCAGGCUUUGGUUCUUGCUCCCACCAGGGAACUGGCCCAGCAGAUUCAGAAGGUGGUUCUGGCUCUGGGCGACUAUAUGGGCGCAAGCUGCUAUGCUUGCAUUGGAGGCACCAACAUCCGCAGCGAGGUCCAGAAGCUGCAGGCUGAGGCCCCUCACAUCGUGGUGGGGACCCCCGGACGAGUCUUUGACAUGUUGACUCGCAAAAACCUUGCUUCCAAGUACAUCAAGAUGUUUGUGCUGGACGAAGCCGACGAGAUGCUGAGUCGAGGAUUCAAGGACCAGAUCUACGAGAUCUUCCAGAAACUGUCGAGCAGCACACAGGUUGUCCUUCUGUCAGCCACCAUGCCAGCUGAUGUUCUGGAGGUCACCAAGAAGUUCAUGCGAGAACCAAUCCGAAUCCUGGUCAAGAAGGAGGAGCUGACCCUGGAGGGUAUCCGUCAGUUCUACAUCAAUGUAGAGAAAGAGGAGUGGAAACUGGACACUCUCUGUGACUUGUAUGAGACCCUGACCAUCACCCAGGCAGUCAUCUUCAUCAACACCAGGAGGAAAGUGGACUGGCUGACGGAGAAGAUGCAUGCCAGAGACUUCACCGUUUCUGCUCUGCAUGGAGACAUGGACCAGAAGGAGAGGGACCUGAUCAUGAGAGAGUUCCGCUCUGGUUCCAGUCGUGUCCUGAUCACCACUGACCUGCUGGCCAGAGGUAUUGAUGUUCAGCAGGUGUCCCUGGUCAUUAACUAUGACCUGCCGACCAACAGAGAAAACUACAUCCACAGGAUUGGUCGAGGAGGCCGUUUUGGGAGGAAGGGCGUAGCCAUCAACAUGGUGACGGAGGAUGACAAACGGACCCUGAGGGACAUCGAGACGUUCUACAACACCACCGUCGAGGAGAUGCCCAUGAACGUGGCUGAUCUGAUCUAGAAGAUUCCUCAUGUCCUGAUUGUUUUAGAAGUAAAAUCUUGUUUCUCAGCUGAAUUCCUCCAUGACUGUACCUUUUACAUCCAAACAUCUUGGCGUGUUUUUAGCCUGUCUUGAAAGGAGAACUUCAUGGACUGGUUCUGGUUUCAUAGCAGCGGUUGAAUCUCAACUCCAGCCGCCUCCACAUUUUAACAGAAUAUUGAUUUAAAUUUUUAGAGCCGUCACUAAACUGCAGAAGGCUAAUACCACAAUGAUGCUAACAGACGAGACGGUAUCACUCCAGUAUUUCAGUUCUAGGACUGAUCCAAUAAAUACCAGUAUGAUAAAUCCACGAACCACUGGUUAACCAGUUUCACCUCCAAGGCUUUUUUUUUUUUUUUUUUUUUUUUUCCCUUACCAACACAUUUGUUUUUUUUGAGUCACUUUUUGGGGGGUGGGGGGGAUGGGGUGACUGACCAGAACGGACCAAAUUACAGCUGAUUACAAACUCCAUGUCACCAAACGCGCUGAGCUCAUUAUUAAAAUAGUUUCAUCAUGGGGUGUAAGGUGUUUUUUUUUUUUUUUUUUUUUUUUUUUUUUUUUUUUCUCCUUUCUUUCUUCUGCCUCUAAAUGACUAUGAAUUGUUAACCUUUUUUGAGACGCUGUUUCAAGUUUUCUACAUUGGAUUCUGUAAAGUAUUUAUUUUAAUGGUCUUACAAAUAAAAAGGUUUCUCCAUUUAACAGUAAACUGGUCUGAGUUGACUGGGAUGGAAACUAAAACGAGUUCAUCUUUAGCAACUCAACCACAGCAUCGUUCACCAGACUCGUAAA
Messenger RNA from Melanotaenia boesemani (Boeseman's rainbowfish), 2096 nucleotides. RefSeq names its product eukaryotic initiation factor 4A-I. The coding region runs from base 75 to 1289 and encodes 404 amino acids. Gene Ontology annotation, cellular component: cytoplasmic stress granule. Gene Ontology annotation, molecular function: translation initiation factor activity; RNA helicase activity; ATP binding. The transcript has 11 exons. Lineage: Eukaryota; Metazoa; Chordata; Actinopteri; Atheriniformes; Melanotaeniidae. Gene Ontology annotation, biological process: cytoplasmic translational initiation. The record is from RefSeq and is a predicted model, not a curated record.